This is a messenger RNA of Hymenoscyphus albidus, 3214 nucleotides long. The record is from the annotation of a GenBank genome assembly. Lineage: Eukaryota; Fungi; Ascomycota; Leotiomycetes; Helotiales; Helotiaceae.
ACGACGUCACAGACCAAUUCAAGAUGGUCAGAUGGGAUAGUGAAUGGCUGAUACUGAGUACGAGUACAGUUCAGUACUGGGUACUCAGUAUUACUGGGCGGAACUGCGGCUCAAGUACGCAAAUACGAUCAGCUUCUGCACAACCACCAAAACUUCCUUCGUUUGCUUAUCAAUAAAUAUCGACAGCCUCAUUCCACAACUCAGCAGACACGUACUUCCUCAUUUGCCUAGCAAAGGCAUCAUUUCAAGCUGCCUCGAAGGUUUGCUACCUCGAGGAAUUGGUCAGCCUGAAUUCGCCAAAUAUCGUGCCCGUAACCGACCAAGUCACAAUUACAAGUCCCUUUUGGACUGACUACCUUAGGGCUACCAUCGGAGUCGCAAGUAUGACCUAGAGUAAAGACGCUCUACUACAAUAUUCGAUCCUACUUUUUACCGUCCUACUCAUAAUUGAUACAAUCGCGAUGAGUUCUGGUGUUUCACCCGCCGCUGAUAUCAUUAUCGUGGCCACGUUUUGUAAAAACCUCUACAGGAAGUGUCGCGAUGCGAGUGGAGUGAGUGCCAUCCUACAUUGGAAUUCUGUCUUAAUCCCUUGGGAUACACCUUGCUGACUUCAGCAUAGGAAUAUGGCGAGAUUUCGCGCGAGGUCAAGAAUCUGUUUACAGUCCUUCGACAUCUAAAAUACGAGGUCAACGCCCCCGAAUCUCCUCUCAACCGUGACCAGUCAUUAUGGGGUCGUCAGCUUGCACCCAUUGUAACAGAUUGUCAAUCCACAUUACAACAGCUCGACGACCUUUUGCAGAAAUAUGGCAGACUCCAUUCGGACUUCAACAAUCCCUCCUCACCAAGGAAGGUUAUGUGGGACAAGAUUCGGUUUGGGAGCAAUGAGAUGGACCAACUUGGUACAAUCAGAGUCAAAUUGAUCUCGCACAAGACGAAUUUGACUUUGUUCUUGGAUACUAUACAGUUACGUGAAUCUGGAAAAAUGGCAACUAUACUCGACGAUCAUGGCGCGCAACUUGACAUGAUUCUGGACAAGGUCGAUUUGAUUGCGUCGAGGAUGACUCGGAAGUCUGGUGGAAGUGUGAUGUCAACCUACUCGGAUGAUGAUAAAGAAGUAUGGAAGGAUUUCCGAAGGGAGCUGGUGGGAGAAGGAUUUUCCAGUUCUGUUUUACAGCAGCACAAGGUAUGGAAUAAUCCCUUUUCUACUCUUGGAUCUCCUCAAGCUUUACCCCGCAGAAGCAGAUUCCCUGUUGCAAUGGCAUAUGGAAACACCUUUUAGCCUUACUUUUCCAUACAGCGCGGCAUGAUUAUCGAGAAAUACAGUUUGCCGAAAUCUUUUCCAUGAAAGAAGACUAAUUUCACCUUGAAGGAAGUGCUUCGAGCCUACAUUCGUGAGAUCGAUCAAAAUGGUCUCUUAGAUGAAAUCCAUCCACCGUCACCAAAUACGGGCAUUAAUCCACAACAAUGGCUAAAAUCCGUGGAUGUACCAUUUUCUCCAAGCUCUAAUCGCACCCUGGACUCAACAAAGAAUUUGAGAAACGAUGAAAGUGCUAAGCAGAUGAUGAUUCAAGAUGAAAAUAUGAAAUUUCCAACUACAAUGAAGCUCGAGCGACCAAAACCGGAGAGUUUCGAUCAACGACUGUAAGUGAUAAAGAAAAGUAUAUCUGAGAUAAAUUCUGACCUACAAUAAGUGCACCAAUGCCCCAAGGAGAGCCGAUGAGAAUAAGUGAUGCUGGCUACCGACCGCGUUCUCCGAUUCCCAUCCUGAAAGUUCCAAACAAUAAAAUGGUGCGACACGUAGAUGAUUCUGAAGACGAUUCGGAGACCGAUAAAUUAUCUAAGAGUUCCAAGGUCCCUUCUCAAGGUUCAUUGAUCAGAACAGGUGACUUGGUUGAGAUGAAUCAAGCAUUGCAUGUUACCUCUGUGCUAUUGCCUAGUAGUUUUGAGAGCCAUAUGUCUCUUAGCGGCAAUAACUUGCAACGUUCUAUUGAAUACUCCUCGCGGGAAAAUUCUUCCUCUCAGUCGCUGCACAACGGUUCGCUAGUUAGGCGAGGUUCUAACACAAGUACCAGUAAUGGACAAACAGUGUUCCAACUAGCCCCCGAUUCCCAAGGAAAGCAAAUCCCAUCCGACGCUCUAUGGACCAAGAUAAGUCGCCGUCUUGUUUCGCCUGAGGUGCUGGAACAAGAUAGGAGACGUUACGAAGCGUAUGAUAAUCAUCUACCCCAUACUCUUUUGAUAGUGGCCAUACUAAUCUUUUGUAGCCGACCAGAGUUCGUGGCAAUCUUGGGCAUUCUUAGUCGAGAAGAAAUCCAGAGCUAUGCGGUUAGGUCUGAGGCAAUACGCGCGGCUCGUCGGCGCCCAAUUUUUCAAUACCCCCCGUCAACAGAAAAAAGUCAAAGGAGGAUGAGAGAGACACCAUCGUCUGAUGAAGAUGAUUCCUCCGACUCAGAUGUACCUCAGAACCGGCAACAGCGACGCAAUGAGCCUCGGAAAUACACGUCCUCUGUUGCUGGAAGCGAUACAACCCCUCGGUCAGGAUAUCCGAAUCCAUACGGAGUUCAUGCACCCCCUUCACCUUCUUCCUCGCCAAUUAUUUCGAAAUCACAACACAUGAGAAUACCUCGAUCGCCACAUCGCAACACUGAUCCUAGCGAUUCUUCCGCGUCAUCCUCGCCGGCGAGGGAAAAGCGCGACUCCAAUUAUCGUCAUUCUAGAAAGGAAGAAGAAAGAGACCGCCAUCAUUCCAGCAGUCGUAGUGGUCGGUCGAAGCGAGACCAUAGAACCAAUUCGUCUACAAGAAGCAGUGAUACUAACAGUCAGAGAAACAAGGACUCUGGGAGAAGACGGUGGAGAGAUAAUCUUGCUGCAGCGGGAAUUGGUGGCGCUGCUGCAAGUUUGUUGGGAGUUCUUUCUGAAGCAGCCGAAGGGCUCUAAUCUGUAAAAUAAAUGAAGGGCAUUCAAGACAGGUGGAUGGAAAGCUCUGAACGGAAUUACGACCAGAAACACGGCACAUUUGGAUAGGAAUGCAUCAGAACGAGGAGUUUAUUAUUCAGCGACUUUCGAUACGACGCGACCUGUAAAGGAUAUCUGGUCUGGGUUUCACACGAGAGACCAGAGGAACGCUGGAGGGACAGAAAGUGUAGUACACGGCGACGUAAGGUGAGUUUCUUGGUGGUUGCAUCCAUCUUCAAAAGUAUGCGACACUACACGA